AUGGACUACGCCAACAUGGCUCAAGUCUACAUGCAUCACGCCAACCUAGACCAUGCCAAUAUGGAGCAUGCCAACAUCGAGCAGGUCAACGUCGAGCCCACCAACAUGGAGCCAAUCACCGACAUCAAGAAUGAUAAUCCUAACCCUACUAAACUUGACGGUGAACCUCAGCUUCGCGAGAUGUGGGCAGUAAGUUCACCAUCACGAUGUGAUCACCAGAGUCAGCUGCUAACCUUCUGCAAGGCCAACCAGAACUCCGAACUGAACCUCCUGGGUGCCCUGAACGCUUGUCAAUCGACUUUCGACAACACCACAUUUUGGGAACGCGACAACAGAAACGGUUAUCACAACUUCCAGAUAAACGACGCUCAAGCCUGCUUCGUCGCUCGUCAAAACAGCAUCAACAACAUCAACGCCAACAACAAGAUGUACACCGGCAUGGAAGACUUCUACGCCGAGCAGCAAAAGGCCUACAGCAAGCUUUGUGCCUACAAUCUGAAGAAGUACAGCAAGGAGACGAUCAGAGGUACCAACCGUCAGAAGGCUGCUCGUGGCGGUGCUGCUACCCGCAAGGCCAACAAGGCUAAGCGCCAUGAGGAGAUGGUCAUAGGAAUUGGCGAGGAAAUCAUCGCUCUCAGAGACUACUCUGGCGUCCUGGAUGAGAAGUACAAGAAGCGCUUCGACAUGGUUGUCAAGCGGGUCCUCGCUGCCACAAAGGUCAACAUGACUCCUAAGAUCUUCGCUAUGGUCAGUGAGGCUGCUCUUGAUACCAAGACUGAGUGA
Messenger RNA from Aureobasidium vineae, 783 nucleotides. Lineage: Eukaryota; Fungi; Ascomycota; Dothideomycetes; Dothideales; Saccotheciaceae. The record is from the annotation of a GenBank genome assembly.